GGAUAACUCAGUUGUUGUAGAAGCUUCCUUUCUUCCUUUUAGUCAAAUUUGAGGAUGCUUCCCUUUAAUAUACCGUUAAAUGCCUCCUCAACGUCGGGUUGCCCUGAUAAUUCCUCUUUAGCAAACGAAAAGGAAGCAGCAAUGGUUCUUGUUGGAAUCAACAUCGUGGCAAGUAUUUUAGGCACCUUGGGUAACUUAUUCGUAUGCAUUACAGUGUGUACCACUCGAGGCAUGGUCUCAAGUUUUCAUUACUUCAUCGUAAGCCUUGCUGCCGCGGAUUUGAUGGUUGCACUCUUGGAUCAACCUCUCCUCGUUUCUAUGAUUUUUGCACACGUAAAAUUCAAAUGUAUUCCGGUCGUGGAUAAAAUGUGUCGCGCAAUAGGCAACUUUGCGUGUGCUGUCUCGUUGUUGACACUGGCCUUGAUUGCUCUCGAUCGGUGCUUGUUUGUAUUGCCAUCGAUUAAUUACAAGAAUACGAUGACAACAGGAAAAAAAAUAGUUUUAGCAGUGGUGUGGACUUUAGCUGGUGGAUACGCUGCUCUAAGGCUCACUAUGAACAAAACGGUCACAUCCUAUCUUACUGCCGCCGUGUUUGGCGUUUGUUACGUAGAGAUGAUUCUAUGUUACACAGUAGUUUAUUACCAAGUCUUCAAACAACGCGAAUUUCUCAAAGGGUCACGUGUACGCUCUGAGACAACAGAGCAAGUCGAAUCACUGGAAAACAAAGCCCAAGAAAAUAUUUCAGAGCGCCGUUUUGCUCGCACGAUCGUUAUGGUUUUGUUGGUUUUCACGGGAGGAUGGUUUCUCCUUUUCUAUCUUCGGUUGACACAACCUAAAAAGAACUACGGAAUCAUGUACAAUACUGGACGCACUAUGGCACUUUCAGCUUUUGCCAUAAACCCUGCACUAUACUGCCUCAAUAAUAAAGAAUAUUGGCGAGCGUUCAAAAGUAUUUUAAUGAAAUUCGUCUGUGUUCUUUCAAAGAGAAAGCGAAGGGAAAACUAUGAACGGAUUAUGUGAAAGCGGAAGUGCAACCCCGGAAGUGAAACUUAGGAAGUGACCGUGACAUACUCAUGUGACUAUGAGACAUUGCAAAGUCAAAGUGGUGUGGAGGACAUUUCUUUGCUGUGUAAAAGUGAAAAAAUAAUGAAACAAUAUAAAGACGAUAUGUAGCGAAAUGGAAAAGUAAGUGAGUUUGUUCUGCUUUGUUAAUCUUUUAACCAGAUAUAAAUUUUUGUUUUGGAGCAGUGCUUACCCAAAAAAAUCGUAUACAGGAUAUACAACUUCAUUUCCAGGGUCUCUUCUUUCCGUCUUCCUUCUGUCGCUCCUCUUGGUGGGAAGACGGGUUAAGUGGGUAUAUUUCCGUGGACCGGAAGUGUUUAUGAGGACGU
Molecule: messenger RNA, 1391 nt
Organism: Pocillopora damicornis (cauliflower coral)
Lineage: Eukaryota; Metazoa; Cnidaria; Anthozoa; Scleractinia; Pocilloporidae
Product: adenosine receptor A2b-like
Biological process (GO): G protein-coupled receptor signaling pathway
Cellular component (GO): plasma membrane
Molecular function (GO): G protein-coupled receptor activity
Source: RefSeq, a predicted model, not a curated record